This is a messenger RNA of Closterium sp. NIES-65, 1287 nucleotides long. Lineage: Eukaryota; Viridiplantae; Streptophyta; Zygnematophyceae; Desmidiales; Closteriaceae. The record is from the annotation of a GenBank genome assembly.
AUGGCUUCGCUGAGCAUGACUCACACGUGCACGGCUGGUCACGCAGCAUCGUUCAAUUUCCUCGUGAACUCGUCAAGACAGACAACACCAGUCACCGUAUCCGCGUCGGUGGGAUCACGUGUGACCAGCAACCAUGCCUCAUCGUCAUCGUCAUCGUCGCAGCCGUCGCGCUCUUCUCCCCCAAGCACGCCUUUCGUCUCAAAUCCGAAUUCCUCUCGUGCACCUCUGGCACCAUCUCUCAAGGCUACCGUGACGGAUUGCCCGCCGACGGACACCAAGUCGUCAAUCAUCACCCGCCAAGCAGACAGGGCGAAUGGUCCACCUGCGGAUGAUCCACCUCCCUCGGCUAAUCGCCAAACUGAUCCUCUGCCGGCCCUGUCUCUGGCGACAGCGGCACCUAUUCUGAAGUACUCUCCUGAGGGCAAGCUGGUGGUGGGGGUCGGAACCAUGUCGGAGGCCGAUUGGGCUGCCGCCUUCGGCAUCAACUCGGGCCACUUGAUUCCCGUCACCGUCCCUCGCUCCGCGCAGUUGCUGCUUCCGUCGGCUGCGUCCGAUUCUCGUCCCGCGCUGCCUCCCGGUGUAUCGAGCUCGCAGGACCCAGCUCCACGAUUAGCCGCGAUUGUGGGACAGGCGGAGUUGAAUGGCUCGCUGGCCACGCCUCCUCAAAAUGAGGGCUUGGAGAGGGACGGUGCUGCGGCGUUGAUGGAAGAGGAUGUGUGGCUGCAGAUUCGUGCCGAGGCUCGUGCGGCUGCGGAGGAAGAGCCAGCUCUAGCGAGCUACCUGUACUCCACCGUGCUCACUCACAGAUCGCUGGAACCAGCGCUCGCUGCGCACAUUGCCAACAAGCUCUCGUCGCCCACCUUGCUCGCCUCGCACCUGUUCGAGCUCUUCAGGGAGAUGUUUCUUGAUGACCGCAGCAUUCAAGCCGCCAUCCGGGCUGACUUGAUGGCGGUGCGGCAGAAGGAUCCGGCAUGCGACGGCUUCCUCCUUUGCUUCUUGAAUUACAAGGGAUUUGCUGCUCUGCAGGCUUACCGCGCGGCGCACAGGUUGUGGCAGCAGGGUCGAUACAGUAUGGCAAUGGCGCUCCAGAACCGCAUGUCGGAGGUGUUUCAGGUGGAUAUCCACCCCGCCGCGCAGAUAGGCAAAGGGGUGGGAGCGGGUAGUCUGGUUUUGACAGACGUGGAGGCAGAAGCCACUGUGGUCGGCAACCCUGCCAAGAUAGUGAGGAGGAAAGGUGAUGGGAAAGGGAAUGGCGGGGAUGAGUUUGUGCUGGACUAUGUCAUCUAA